GCCGGAGCGGGAAGUUGGCGAGGGGCGCUGCUCCCGCCGAGGAGGAGGCGGCGGCGGGGCGCUGUCGCGCCGCUCAGGUGUCCGCUCCGCCUUCCGGCCUGAAUUUAGCUCCGUGAGUCCAGCGAGAAGGGGACCGCCGACACCUCGCCCUACUGCCGGCCGGAGCGCGACGCGGACUUCCACCGGAGGCGGGGCCCGUCAUCCCGGCGGCGGACCGACGGACCGACGCCGGGGACAGAGGGCGGUGGCCUCGGUGGAGGCGGGCCCCGAACCCCGGCGGCAGCCGCGCGGCCUUAGGGGCGAGCAUGAGCCCCGGGACGCCGAAAGGGGGCCGCAGGGGCUGAACCGGGCGCGGAGCGGCCUGGCCCAGCCAUCUUGACUGCGCACAGCGGCCCGCCCGAGAGGAAACUUGCUGCGCCGCCGCCCUAGGUGCCCGGCAAAGUCACCGGCGCGCGCGGAGAAAGCGAGCGAGAGAGGGACGAUGAGCCGGGGGCCGGCCACUCUGCCCUGCGAGGGCUGAGCCCGGCCGGAGUGAGCGGGGCAGACCCGGGGACCGGGGUGCCCUCCGGCAGCCACCCUCGUCUCCCGCAGCGCCGUGAGGACGCGUCCCGCGAAGGGACCAGGCUAUCGGCAGAUCCCCCUCCCGUGAGAGGCAGGAGAGAGCCCGGCAGGGCGCCCUCUCUCCCCUCCUCCGGCGCUCUUGCAGGAUCUCCCAGCGCCCCUCCGCGCGCCGCCCGGAGGGCGAAGGCGCGUGGCCGAGGCGCGCAGCAUGGAGUGGGGUUACCUGUUGGAAGUGACCUCGUUGCUGGCCGCCCUGGCGCUACUGCAGCGCUCCAGCGGCGCUGCGGCCGCCUCGGCCAAGGAGCUGGCGUGCCAGGAGAUCACCGUGCCGCUAUGCAAGGGCAUCGGCUACAACUACACCUAUAUGCCCAACCAGUUCAACCACGACACGCAGGACGAGGCGGGCCUGGAGGUGCACCAAUUUUGGCCGCUGGUGGAGAUCCAGUGCUCGCCCGACCUCAAGUUCUUCCUGUGCAGCAUGUACACGCCCAUCUGCCUGGAGGACUACAAGAAGCCCCUGCCUCCCUGCCGCUCGGUAUGCGAGCGCGCCAAGGCCGGCUGCGCGCCCCUCAUGCGCCAGUACGGCUUCGCCUGGCCCGACCGCAUGCGCUGCGACAGGCUGCCCGAGCAGGGCAACCCUGACACGCUGUGCAUGGACUACAACCGCACCGACCUCACCACGGCCGCGCCCAGCCCGCCGCGGCGCCCGCCGCCGCCGCCGCCGCCCGGCGAGCAGCCGCCCUCCGGCAGCGGCCACGGCCGCCCGCCCGGGGCUCGGCCCCCGUCCCGCGGCAGGGGCGGCGGCGGGGACGCGGCUGCGCCCCCCGCGCGCGGCGGCGGCGGCAGUGGCGGCGGAGGCGGGAAGGCGCGGCCCCCUGGCGGCGGCGCGGCGCCCUGCGAGCCGGGCUGCCAGUGCCGCGCGCCCAUGGUGAGCGUGUCCAGCGAGCGGCACCCUCUCUAUAAUCGCGUCAAGACGGGCCAGAUCGCCAACUGCGCGCUGCCCUGCCACAACCCGUUCUUCAGCCAGGACGAGCGCGCCUUCACCGUCUUCUGGAUAGGUCUGUGGUCGGUGCUCUGCUUCGUGUCCACCUUCGCUACCGUCUCCACCUUCCUCAUUGACAUGGAGCGCUUCAAGUACCCCGAGCGGCCCAUCAUUUUCCUCUCGGCCUGCUACCUCUUCGUGUCCGUUGGCUACCUGGUGCGCCUGGUGGCGGGCCACGAGAAGGUGGCGUGUAGCGGCGGCGCCGGGGCCGCAGGCGGGGCGGGGGGCGCCGGGGGCGCGGCGGCGGGCGCGGGGGCGGCGGGCGCGGGCGCGGGCGGCCCGGGCGGGCGCGGCGAGUACGAGGAGCUGGGUGCCGUGGAGCAGCACGUGCGCUACGAGACCACGGGCCCGGCGCUGUGCACCGUGGUCUUUCUGCUCGUCUACUUCUUCGGCAUGGCCAGCUCCAUCUGGUGGGUGAUCCUGUCGCUCACGUGGUUCCUGGCGGCGGGCAUGAAAUGGGGCAAUGAGGCCAUCGCCGGCUACUCGCAGUACUUCCACCUGGCCGCGUGGCUCGUGCCCAGCGUCAAGUCUAUCGCCGUGCUGGCGCUCAGCUCGGUGGACGGCGACCCGGUGGCGGGCAUCUGCUACGUGGGCAACCAGAGCCUGGACAACCUGCGCGGCUUCGUGCUGGCGCCGCUGGUCAUCUACCUCUUCAUCGGCACCAUGUUCCUGCUGGCCGGCUUCGUGUCGCUCUUCCGCAUCCGCUCGGUCAUCAAGCAGCAGGGCGGCCCCACCAAGACACACAAGCUGGAGAAGCUCAUGAUCCGCCUGGGUCUCUUCACCGUGCUCUACACCGUGCCCGCCGCCGUCGUGGUCGCCUGUCUUUUCUACGAGCAGCACAACCGCCCGCGCUGGGAGGCCACGCACAACUGCCCGUGCCUGCGGGACCUGCAGCCGGACCAGGCGCGCCGGCCCGACUACGCCGUCUUCAUGCUCAAGUACUUCAUGUGCCUGGUGGUGGGCAUCACGUCGGGCGUGUGGGUCUGGUCCGGCAAGACGCUCGAGUCGUGGCGCGCGCUGUGCACCCGCUGCUGCUGGGCCAGCAAGGGCGCGGGCGCGGCGGGCGCGGGCGCGGCGGGGGUCGGCCCGGGGGGCGGGGGCCCGGGGGCCGGCGGGGGCGGGGGGCCGGGCGGCGGGGCGGGCUCCCUGUACAGCGACGUCAGCACCGGCUUGACGUGGCGGUCUGGCACGGCCAGCUCCGUGUCUUAUCCAAAGCAGAUGCCAUUGUCCCAGGUCUGAGCGGAGGGGAGGGGG
This is a messenger RNA of Balaenoptera musculus (blue whale), 2857 nucleotides long. It is a transcript of the gene FZD8, whose product is annotated as frizzled class receptor 8. Bases 770 to 2842 code for a protein of 690 amino acids. Gene Ontology annotation, molecular function: Wnt receptor activity; Wnt-protein binding. The transcript has a single exon. Gene Ontology annotation, cellular component: plasma membrane. Gene Ontology annotation, biological process: canonical Wnt signaling pathway; non-canonical Wnt signaling pathway. NCBI's taxonomy places the organism in Eukaryota, Metazoa, Chordata, Mammalia, Artiodactyla, Balaenopteridae. The record is from RefSeq and is a predicted model, not a curated record.